This is a messenger RNA of Brassica napus (rape), 1480 nucleotides long. RefSeq lists its product as uncharacterized. NCBI's taxonomy places the organism in Eukaryota, Viridiplantae, Streptophyta, Magnoliopsida, Brassicales, Brassicaceae. The record is from RefSeq and is a predicted model, not a curated record. Bases 135 to 788 code for a protein of 217 amino acids. The transcript has 2 exons.
UUUUCAAUGAUUUUAUCGCUUUGAAGUUUUUAAACUUAAGGAUUUCCAUUGUUCCAGUUUCGGCAGGCGAUUCGGUUGUAUCGAUCUCAACUGGUGCUAGUGCUUCGGGAACUGAAAAGUCUCAGCCAGGUGACAUGACUCUGCGACCGUCAUUCCGUUCUAGGGGUAACCCCUCUAAAGCUGCCAGUGCUUCUCAUGGAAGCGACAGGAACCAAGGAGGAUCGUUCCUUAUCUCAAUGAAGGAAGUUUUGGACGACGGAGGAUCCAAACCUGUUGUCGAGACUGCUCCAACUGAGGUUGUAGCUCAGGAUGCUGCUCCUCUCCCUGAGGUCCAGGUGCCGGAGGCUGACUACCAGGCUCCGAAGGGUACCUUUGAGAUCGAGCCGUCGAGACACAAGAGGCCCAGGAUCGAUCAGGGCGGGGCUUCCAUCCGUUCUUCUUCCUCGUCCUCUAGAGGAGGGACUGUUGGGUGGAGCUUUACCCAUUCGAAGCCUGGGUCGAUCCUGGAUGACUCUUGGGGCCUAGCUGCGAUAAUGAGGCACCUGAAGAGCGUGGGAUGUCCCCUUCCAGCGCUCAAGGACCUGACUAACCGAGAUGAGUAUCUCGAUAUUGCCCACUGUAUGGGUCAGUUGGCUGGGGCUGUUAACAGGGCCCAGCUCAGGUUUGAGAAUGCUCUGUGUGCUGCCCCCAAUGCUGGUGAACUUGCUGAGGUUACCGAGAUGGUUAAGGCAGCCAAAACCGAUCUUGACCAAGCCGGGUUCGAAUUUCUGAACUCGAAGCCGAAGUGACGAGGCUAGGCUCGAAGGCCGAUGCUCAGCAAGGAGAGAUCGAGAGUCAAAAGCUCGAUAUCCAGGUGAAGAGCAGGAGGAUCAAUGAUUUAGAGGCUGCUCGAAAGAUAGCUGAGCAUCAAGUACGUGAGCUCAUUGCCUCAUCCCGGGAUAGCCAGAAGAACAAGGAAGCUGAAGUCAAGCUGGCUGUCAGGGAAGGGAAGAAAGAAGUCGCCGAAGCUUACGGCAAGAUCCUGGUCUGUGUUAAGGAGAAGUUUGCUAGGAAGAAAGAUGAGGUCGACGCUUUGGUGUACGCUCAGGAGCUCCAAGCUAAUGCCGACCUCUUGAAGGAUAUGCUGAACAACAAGAUCCAAGCGUUGAAGAGGAGUACAACCAAUUGGUGGCCUUAUUACCAGAAGCGACAACUGCGUAUGAGAAGGCUCAAGUCUCUGACUUCUCGGUCAGCAAGCUUCCUCUUCCCCAGAUCUCGGAGAGUUCAGGUACUUUCGAGAUUAACAUGUUUAAUCCAUCCUUUUCUGGGGAGUAUGGCUCUAAUUUGGGUUUGAUGGCUCCUGACUUAGCUCCAGUCGAGGCAGCAAUAGGAGGUGACGGCAAUGUGAUCGAUGAGGGAGUUCCUGCCGGUGCUGGUGAUCCGAUUCAGGAAGAGAAGGAAGAUUGAGAGCUACGGCUCUUUUAACUUUAUGUUUUGUGUU